GUCAUGCGGCAUUGUGUUUGAGGAAGCGCGAGAAACUGCAUCAAACCCAGAACAUAUUCGACUUUAUAAAUCAUAUCGACAUUACCGCGGAGUUUAAUGUGGCUGCGUUUGAAACGCACGUUUUUUUAACGCCUCGAGACAAAAAAAAGCGAAGAAAGUGACCGGCGCAGAGGAUGCAGGUCAGCGGUUAUCUGUGCUCUCUCGUCGCCUGCAUUGGAUUAACCCUGUCCGCGCCGACCGGAAACCGAACUGGACUGGAGUCCGGAAACGACGUGCCGCCGCUCCUCCUGGUGUCGUUCGACGGCUUCCGCGCGGACUACCUAAAGAAAUACUCGUUUCCCAAUCUGGAGAGGCUCUUCUCCGAGGGCGUGCUCGUGCGCGAGCUGACCAAUGUGUUCACCACCAAAACCUUCCCCAAUCAUUACAGCCUGGUCACGGGGCUGUACGCGGAGAGCCACGGGAUGCUGGCCAGCGUCAUGUACGACCCGGGCUCGAAAAAGACCUUCUCCAUACAAAACGACAGCGACCCUUUCUGGUGGUACGAAGCCACUCCGAUCUGGGUGUCCGUGGAGGAGGCCGGCUACAAGGCGGCGGCCGCCAUGUGGCCGGGAACGGAUGUCGACAUUCAGAACCGCACGUUGACGUACCGGUUCAGAUACGACCCCAAGGUGACUUUCAGGGAAAGGCUGGGAAACCUCACGCGGUGGAUGACCGAGAACAAGUCGGUGAAGUUCGCCGCUCUGUAUUGGGAAGAGCCCGACCGGAGCGGACACGUUUACGGCCCGGAGAACACCGGAGAGAUGACCAGGGUUCUGAAGGAAGUGGACGAUCAUAUAGGCUUCCUGAUGGAGCAGCUCAACAAAACGGGAUUAUGGGGGAAAAUGAACGUGGUCAUCACUAGCGAUCACGGUAUGACCCAGUGUUCUGAGGAGCGUCUUAUUAAACUAGAUGAAUGCAUCACUCCGAGCAGCUAUAAGGUGGUGGAUCUCACUCCUGUGGCUGCUAUAAUACCACUGGAAGAUAAUUCGACCGUGUACAAAAACCUGUCCAGCUGUCACCGCCACAUGAAGGCGUACCUGAAGGACAGCGUCCCUGACAGGCUGCACUAUAAACACAACGCCAGGAUCCAGCCAAUCCUGUUGGUGGCGGAUGAGGGCUGGACGAUCGUCAAAAAUGGCAAACUCCCGCGCAUGGGCGAUCACGGCUACGACAACACGCUUCCCAGCAUGCACCCCUUCCUGGCCGCCCACGGGCCCGCGUUCCGCAGAGGCUACAAGAUGUCGAGCUUCAACAGCGUGGACCUCUACCCGCUCAUGUGUCACCUCGUGGGCGUCCCUCCGAUGCCCAACAACGGCAGCUUCGCUCGCGUGCGCUGCGCGCUAGUUAACGAGCAGUGCGGAGAGCUAGCGCUGGCGGUGGGCCUCGUCAUCGGGGUCCUGAUCAUCCUGACCGCCUUCACCUGUCUGUUCAAGCUGAUGAAGAACAGAGACGCCGCGUCUCCGCGUCCGUUCGCCCGCUUGGAGUUAGAAGACGACGACGCCGACGAACCGCUGCUCGAGUGAAGCGUUCAGGUACGGAGUUGAACGCAGGGCUUGAUUUAGAUGCACGCUGGAUACGUUUAAAGGACCGGUUCACCUUUUCGGUUUCAGUCGUACUGUUCCUUUAAAUGCUGGAACGGUGACAAUCAUAGUGAAAGCGUAAGGGAGUUAGUGUUAGACAGCAUGAUAAAACAUGUCCUCCGCAGUAGAGUUAUAUCGUUUUAAAAUGUGUUCUUUUAAAGGGACAGUUCACCCAAAAAUGUCAAAGCUGUAUGAAAUUCAAACAUUUUCCAGUCGCCAUUGACUUAUGCAUAGUGUGAGGAAAAAUUAGUGGCUGCUAGCAACUGUUUUAAUGAUGACAGCAUUUUUAUUUAGUGCAAACAAUAAUCAUGCCACAAUUUUGAUUUCUUCCCUCAGAAUUGGAACAAUCAAACUCGCAAAAAUGGCAAGCAUCUUUUUGCCGUGGUAUGAAAGAAAAAAAAAAAUUUGUUUUCCGCUUUUUAUCUCACAAUUCGGACUUUAAAAUCUUCAUUGUGCCCAGAGCUACUAGAUAUAAACUGAAAUUUGUGAUGUGGAAUAAAAGUCAGAAUUGCAAGGUAUAAAAUAUUUAUAAGGAAAAAGUUUUUGUCGUGGAGUAAAAAAAAAAAAACAGCUCGUUUCUGUCAUGAAAUAAAUAAAAAAAUACUGCAAUCGUGACUAUUUAUCUCGCAAUUCUGAGUGUGAGAUGUCUUGUAAUUACUAUUUAUAAGUUGCGAUUAUUAUUUGUACUUUUUGUUUUAUUUUUUAUUUUCCGUACCCUAUGUACAAAAACCAAAAAAAACGAUCUGGAUUCUCACACACACACACACACACACGCAAGCGUGCUCUCUUCUCGUUUACCAGAAUGGUUAAAUCAUGCUACUUCCAAGUAAUGCUUCUCAGCGUUAUCAUAUGCGUAUAAAUAUCGCUUUAUAUCUAUGCAUACGUGUAUGCUUCGUGUUUCUUAAGCUGCUGUGUUUCCCCGAAAGUCCAAGUAGGUCUUCGGUUGCAUCGAAACAAUGGUUUCUACUUAGUUUUGCGAUACUUUUAGGAAAUGCAGGAUAAAAAAAAAAAAAGCGCAUAAUAGCAUAAGCAAUAAUAAUUAGUACAAUUAGUACUAGCUUCUAUUCAGUGAAGAAACGGGAUGCUGAGGUUACUUGAAAAUGUCGUUGCUUGCCGUUAAACUUUAUUUAUGAAGUCAUGUUUUAUUCGGUUCUUGCCGCCAGGGAAAUGCACAAGCGGUUCAAUCUGAAUAUUUAUGUCUGAUUUGUAUUUUUCUAGAAGUCGCUAGGUCUUCGUUUCUUUGCAGAAGAGGCGCAUGUCGAUCAAAGGAGCGCUAGAGCUCGCGUUUCUUCUUGAAUCCCUACCGAGGCAUGUUUUCGUAGGGUUUGUGAGGGCUUUUUACCCGAGCCUUUCUUGUGUUGGAGAAUGUGUGAAUAAAUACACUGUACAUCUUGUGUUUCUGCUCAUUGCACUGUAAUCUGUAGGUUCAGAUUCGGGGGAAGGGAACAUGUUGCUGCUUUUAAAAUUACAUUUUAUUCAUGCUUUAAAAUGUUUGUACAACUGGGAGGUUAUUUUUCUGUUUAAUUAAUAGCAUUUGUUCUUUUUUGUUUUUUUUUUUUAAACGACAUUGCUCGUUUUACUGGGAAGUAACAAAAGUGUUUUGGACUUUAUUUAUUUUAUUUUAUUUUUUUGCUGGUUUUUGACUGUUGACUAGCAGUGGUCAAUGUUAUUUCACAUCGAUCUUGAGUUACUGAAAGGCAGGAAAUCAGCCUGGCUUGUGCGGUGUUUGGCUGUCAGAUGUUUGUGGUCGUAUUUUCACAGCUCUUUGAAUCUUCAUGAAACUAUGCAAAACAAAAACUAAAUGGAACCUUUUGUCACAUGACAUGACAUUUCUCAUCUGAAAAUCAAAUAAAAUAUAUAUUUCAGAUAUUUAAAAA
Messenger RNA from Puntigrus tetrazona (Sumatra barb), 3496 nucleotides. RefSeq names its product ectonucleotide pyrophosphatase/phosphodiesterase 4 (gene enpp4). The record is from RefSeq and is a predicted model, not a curated record. Lineage: Eukaryota; Metazoa; Chordata; Actinopteri; Cypriniformes; Cyprinidae. Bases 174 to 1562 code for a protein of 462 amino acids. The transcript has 4 exons.